GCCCGGCCCGGCCCCUUGUCCUGCGUGCUGUGGGAAGCGCGGAGUCGCUCGGGCGAAGGCUGAGAGGGGCUUGUGGGACGGCCAUGGCACCGCUGAGGGACUGCAAGGCCUGGCAGGACGCUGGACUUGGGCUGUCGACCGCUAGCAACGAAGCCUGUAAGCUAUUUGAUGCUGCGCUAAGCCAGUAUGCAACGUGGCGCAACGAUGAGAAUCUAGGAGGUAUUGAAGGGUGUCUUUCCAAGUUAAAGGCUGCAGAUCCAAAUUUUGUCAUGGGACAUGUCAUUGCUAACGGAUUGGAGCUUAUUGGCACUGGAAGCUCAGUGCGGCUCAACAGAGAUCUGGGCAGUGCGCUGAAAACAAUGAUGACGCUGUCGAGAUCUCAGCCCCUGACUGAGCGGGAGAAGCUUCACGUAUUGGCCUUGGACAUGUUUGCCAGUGGACAGCUUCCAAAAGCUUGUGAUGUAUGGGAACGGAUUCUACAGAACCAUCCGACUGACUUGCUAGCCCUCAAAUUUUCCCAUGACACUUAUUUCUACUUAGGAUAUCAAAUACAAAUGCGAGAUUCUGUUGCUCGGGUUUUUCCUUUCUGGACACCUGACGUUCCUCUGAGCAGCUACGUGAAGGGCUACUAUGCUUUUGGACUCAUGGAAUCAAACUUUUUUGAUCGUGCAGAGAAGCUUGCCCGUGAGGCUUUGGAUGUAGAGCGGACAGAUGCGUGGUCUGUUCAUACUGUAGCUCACGUAAAUGAAAUGAAAGCAGAGGUGGAGAAAGGGUUGGCGUUCAUGAAGGAAACAGAAGACAACUGGAAGGUAAGCUUUGUCACAGCAUCUCUGAAAAAUAUCUUUGUAGGUCGUCUUUGCCUGCUCCAGCCAAGUCCUGCAGUUCUUCAUCUCAUUCCUUUCUGCCUGUGUAUGUGUUACAAGCAAUGCAAGUUUCAGAAAUGAGUAGAAGACUUCACUUGAGGUGCUGUUAUCCAUGCUGAUUUUGAAGCAAGAGGCAGAAAAAUGUCCGUUCUGAAAGGC
Molecule: messenger RNA, 1022 nt
Organism: Centrocercus urophasianus (Greater sage-grouse)
Lineage: Eukaryota; Metazoa; Chordata; Aves; Galliformes; Phasianidae
Product: tetratricopeptide repeat protein 38-like
Exons: 7
Coding region: 84-944 (286 amino acids)
Molecular function (GO): protein binding
Source: RefSeq, a predicted model, not a curated record